UUCCACUCAAAUUACACUUUUGUCAAGUCAUGUUUAUAUUAGUUAACCACUUGGUCAUUUUCUUUAGCAAUUUGAACAUUUUAGGCUGGAGGCUUUCAUCCAAUUCAACAGUUUUCUGGUGAUUAUCGUGCGUCCAAUUCUCCUUGAUCAACUUCUUCGUAAAGAAAACUAAUUAAAUUGAGGUGAAUUCACGUUUAGAGAAAGUUUUGUAGGAUUACUAAAUUUUUUCUAGGGUUGUGUACAAAGAUUGUGUGUCUUGGACACUAACGCGUGUUAUUCUAAAGCAAAUAUGAUUCGAAACUUUUUACAGGAGUACUUAGGCCAUUAUGGCGGACCGCCCUUUUGGCGACUGGACUGCUCCACUACACUGGUCUUCCUAGAGGUGGUGAAUUCAUGAAUGAAGACUAAGUCGCUGGAGAGUUCCCCUCAAUUUGAAUGGCAAAAUGGUUGAUAGUAUUUUGGUUCUGAGCAAAAUAAAUUUGGAUUUUUUCAAAUUUCUCGUGACCACAAGUAAAGAAAUAGCAAAUUUCAGUUUUCUACAACAAUGGAAAGACAAGAACCCUCUGAGACUCAGACUGAAGCUGGUAGCAGCUUAGAGAAUAAAAAUGCAACAUAUAUUUGUGAAUUUUGCAGUGCUCCAUUCACAAGAAAAGAAGAUUUCCUCUUGCACUUUACAGAAUCGGCAUGUAAAAUACAAAGUAUUGGGAGAAUUGAAAGCAAAGAUCCAACUCAAAUGGAAACUGAAAUUCAAAAUUCAUCUUCGGAUGUAUCAUCCUCAGUGCAGGAUCAGCAAAUUACUGUUUCAGCUCCGCAGAUUCUUUGCACUGUUGAUAUGAUCUUAUGUGAGCAAGGAAACAAAAUCUUUAUAGCACCUGACACAUUCAGAGUGGCAGAACAGUCUGGUAAUCUACAGCAAAUCCUGUCUCUUUGUCAAGUUCAAGCUUCCAGUGAUGAUGCAAAAGCAUCAGUUGCUGCAAUGGAUAAUGGAAACCAGAUUGUAAUCACUGAGGGAAGCGCUACAAAUGUUUUGACUCCAACUGGUGCUGUGGUGACAGUUACUGAUAGCCUUACAUUGGGUGAGCAAAAUGGAGAACAAGAAAUGAGGACAGUUGAUAAAAAUCAGAUUAACGAGGAAGGAAUGGAUAUUCAGCUUGUCAUUCAUCAUGUUGAGAAGAGUGGAGAUGGUUCUGAUGAAGAAUGUAAAGACAGCAUCCUGUCAUCCCUUGCUAGUGUGGAAGAUACCAAUCCAAAUGACCAGAGUACCUACCAAUGUGAGGUGUGUCACAAACAUUUCAAAAAGCCAUCAGGGCUCGAGAGGCACAAAGUUGUCCACACAAGAGAUAUAACCAAAAAAUUCUUGUGUGAUAUUUGUGGAAGAGUCUUUACAACUUUAAAUCGCCUGUUGAAGCAUGAAGAGAUUCACGAAAAAGCAAGAGAAGAGGAACACAAAAGAAAACAUGAACUACAGGAAUUAGAAGGAACAACGGAAGAGAACAGUGAAGCAUUCAUAUGUGAAACCUGCCAGAAGACAUUUACCCAGUCAUGCUGCCUUCUUGAGCAUGAAAGGAUUCAUUUCAAGGAUAAUAUAAAGAAGCACAGGGAUAAAUUUCCAUGCUCCAUGUGUGAUAAAUGGUUUCAUGCUGCAAGUCACCUUGCAAGGCAUGAAAAGUCACAUGACAGGAAGAAUACAUUUACAUGCGACACAUGUGGUGAAUCAUUCCCACGCCAGAACACCUUACAGAAACAUCAGGCUAUCCACUCCAAUGUGAAACCCUUUGUAUGCAACAUAUGCGGCAGAGGGUUUAUGCAGUCCAGCAACCUUACAACACAUUUACGUACACAUUCCAAAGCUAAACCAUAUGUCUGCCGUACCUGUGACAAGUCUUUCUCACACUCAAGUAGUCGUGUUAUACAUGAGCGAAUCCACACUGGCGAAAAACCAUAUUUGUGUGAAAAUUGUGGGAAGAAGUUUCGCCAAUCAGGUGAUCUUGCAAAGCACCAAAGGUCUCACACAGGGGAGAAGCCAUACCAGUGUGCUGUCUGUGCUAAAACAUUUUCAGUACAGUCAAAUUUGCUGGCUCAUUUGCGAAUUCAUGUCAAGAAGAAUUCACAAAACCCACUGUCAGUGGCAAUGUUGAUUACAGAGGAGAACAGUCAAGAAGGUGAGCAGGAACCUGCAGCUGAACAACAACCAAUAACAUCAAAAGAUGAGCUUGCAUAAGCACAAUAAUCUUUUGUACAUGCAUUAUAGACAAUGACGAUUUACUUUCCAAAUGAUGUUAUUAUCAUAGUAUUAGUGGGGUUGUAGGGGCCAAUGUUCCUGAAAGAUUAUCACUUUCUUUCCCCCUUUUUCAAUUGCUCAGUAUUGGCCCAGUAAAAUUUCUUAUAGUCCACAAAGUCAGAGGAUGCAAGCAUUUUUUAUGAUACUUGCUCUAAAACCCAUAGUUAAGCCAAUUUGUUUGCUGUUAAGUCUCUUUCAGUGUUUUUUAAUCUUUUUAUUUUAUGACAUCUCUUGAUGAGCUCUAAAUGUAACAUUUUUUGUUGAAAAAUGCACCCAUUUGCGAUGAAAUCACCCUUAGUAUGAUAUGCUUAGGGGUUUGGUUACAUAUGAUUUAAACCCAUUAUUGAAUAAGACUUUGAAUCAUUGCUGAAAAUCAAAGUUUUGUUAUGAACUUUAUAAUCUGUACAAUGAUUAGUAUUAUCGUGUGCAUCAAAAACAAAGAAGACAGGGUAAAUUUGUUAAUAUUUGACCAGUUGUUAGUCAAGUCUCUUCAUUUUACAAGAAAUGGCUUACAGUUUUAAAUAAGUAGUUAGUUGAGUCAACAAGAGUUGGUUAAGAUAAAAAUAAAUGGCUGAUUGCUCCAUCCCUAGAACCAUUUCCCCUAGUUCCACCAGUGCUCAGUGUGAUAAUCAAAACAAUGAAAUAAAAUCUUAAAUGGUUAUUAAAUAUAUUCAACCUGAAUCAAUAGUAUCCUGAUUUCUAUAUUUUUCAGUCAUAUGUCUAAUAUUGCUUUUGCAGACAGAAUUAGUUUAGGCUAGUCGGGCUAAAGUUAUUCUGCAGUUACUGUAAUAUUUCAAGUUAGUAAAUAUUUUGGUUUAUCACUGUGAUAUUUAUUGAAGACUCUCCUGGUGGCACUCACUGUAAAUACUAUCGUUUAAAAUUAAAACUAACUAAAAUUAAUUCAAAAUCUAAAACUAAAAUUGUUCAUAACAGGGAAACUAUAAAUCCCACCCAAUUUAAACAACGUUUUACUGUCUUUGUUGAGUCUUCAUCGCAUUCUAAUUUUCUUGAUGGCAGCCUGCCAUUGAUCCACUCGUUUUUGUUUUCCUACUGGACCAAUCAAUGUCUAUAAGAAAGAGGAUUUGGCGAUCUCUCCACUCCACACCUCGAGCUCCAUAUAACUGUUUUAUUGGACUGCCUUGAAAGUGGCAUGGCAAUAUGUAGACGUGAUAGGGUUCUCCAAAAUCCCUUUUCAUACCUCAAAAUGGACAGAAAACAAGGUGACAGCUGCAUCGGAAUUAUGACGUUGAAUAAUGUUGAAUUCUAGCGAUUUCUAAACGGUUUCUAAACAAUCGAUUGCUAAUCAUAUCGUUUCAGUUUCGGCAUUUUUAAAUGAAUUUUGUUUGCUUUCUAGAUCCUUUCCAAAAAGGGAGAUGUUAUGUCUCUAGCCACUACAUCUCCAUAUAAUCGAUGACUUGCCUUGCUAAGUGCACAGAAUACAUUAUAUUCUUGUGCGCCAGAAGUGAGCCAGGACUCGCUUGAUCUUCUUGUAUUUUCCCAAUGAAGCUCUAAUCGAACGCUUCAUUUCCUUGCUUUAGUCUAGGCUUUUCUCAUUUCAAAAUUUAAGAUUCCAUAUAUCGUGUUUCACUCAACUCGUUUUUUAGAAAGAACACUCGUUUUUUAGGAAGAAUACCAGUGUCAUUCUCAAAUUCUACCCCUCUUCAAAAUAAAAGAUUUUUCCUUUAUAUUUUCACGGGGAUCACCUUCCGACAUAGCUAAGGGCAACGCAAUAGUUUGCUUAUUUGUAUCUAGACCCAUCACCUGUUCUAUAUACACACAAAGGUUCCGACUCUCCCGAUUUGGGCGGGAGUCUCCCGAUUUGGGCAAGAGUCUCCCGAUUUGAGCGUUCUUUUCCCGUGCCCCCAAUUUCAAACCGAACCUCCCGCUUUCAAAUUUUUUUUGAUGGAUCUGUUACAAAAUUGUAUUCCUAAAUACAUAAAUGAAAUAAGUGAAUUCUCAAAUGUAAAUCUGCAUGUAUCAUUCUAUGAUUUAAAACAGAGAACUUUUGAGUUAGACUUAAGCUUUUAAACUGAUAAAUUCCAGCGUUUUUGUCUCUUAAAACUUCUUUAACUAUAGUCAAUUUUUCCACAAAUCUGCUAGAAAGUGGAUUCGUUCAAAGAUGACGACUUUCCAAAAAGUAGCGAAAUUUUGUAAGGGAUAUUAAAUUACUUCAUUUUUCGAAUUAUCACCUAUCCAGAGUCCGAAUUCCUUCUUUUCCAAGAGAAUCGAUUUUGGCGGAUGGGCCAAGUCGAAUUUUUUUGCGGGAAUUUAUUGCAAAACUCCUGAUUUUAGCUAUUCUUAGUUUGGAACGUCUGUACACAGCAUACGUCUUCUUGCACUUUUUAACACUGUUGGGUUUUUGAACACACGAGUGUUUCCCACAACCCU
Molecule: messenger RNA, 4669 nt
Organism: Rhopilema esculentum
Lineage: Eukaryota; Metazoa; Cnidaria; Scyphozoa; Rhizostomeae; Rhizostomatidae
Biological process (GO): regulation of cytokine production; negative regulation of transcription by RNA polymerase II; regulation of immune system process
Cellular component (GO): nucleoplasm
Molecular function (GO): RNA polymerase II cis-regulatory region sequence-specific DNA binding; DNA-binding transcription repressor activity, RNA polymerase II-specific
Source: RefSeq, a predicted model, not a curated record